Sphaeroforma arctica JP610 is the source of this 2073-nucleotide messenger RNA. RefSeq lists its product as hypothetical. The record is from RefSeq and is a predicted model, not a curated record. NCBI's taxonomy places the organism in Eukaryota, Ichthyosporea, Ichthyophonida. The coding region runs from base 1 to 2073 and encodes 690 amino acids. The transcript is spliced from 5 exons.
AUGGACGGUAUCGCGCGCGAGGCACCCGAGACUUCCAUAACCAUCGGCCAGAGGGCUGCAGAGCACGACCAGGGGACAUAUGCAGUUGCGAUUAGAUUCGCGGCCGCAAGCGUAUCCCAAGGGCACGAUGCCGUCAGUGUAGAUAGAGAUGCCGGAUUCACACAGCAGGGUAUUGAAAGUAUCGCCAUAGGCAAAGAGUCCGGGCAUAACAAGCAGGGAGUGCGCGCCAUUGCACUGGGAUUGCUCGCCGCCCACCAGCGCCAAGGCAUGUCUGGAGUGGCCAUCGGUGACAGUACUGGACUCGACUCGCAAGUCGUUUCCAUUGGAUUUGGUAGUGGCAGCAAGUUUCAGGGCAACAGUGCGGUUGCCAUUGAACGAGAUGCUGGCACGGUGGACCAAGGUCUCAAAGCCAUAGCUGUGGGGUACGGUGCCGGCGCGAACACGCAGUCGCUCGGUAGCGUGGCAAUUGGCGAUCUCUCCGGCAACAUGGGACAGGAUAUGAACGGUGUUGCGCUUGGGCCGUCCGCCGGACAGAUGAUGCAGUAUAUAGGUGCCGUGGCCAUUGACCAUUUGUCGGGGUUUACUGACCAGAGUGUUGGUGCCAUUGCCGUUGGGCGACUCGCCGGUCAGACUGGGCAGAGUGAGCAUGCACUGGCAUUUGGCUUUGGUGCGGGAAAUUUGGACCAGGGUGAUGAUGCCAUAGCCAUAGGCAGGUUGGCCGGACAGACGCAGCAGGCCCCUAAUAUAACAGUGGGCAAAGAUGCCGGCAACGACUCACAAGGCGCAAAUGCUAUUGCAGUUGGUCAACUCGCCGGCCAGAUGGGGCAGGGGGAAGAUGCUGUGGCCGUUGGUGGUGGGGCCGGGCUUGACUCGCAGGCCCAGCCAGCGAGCCGGGGCCUGUAUGUGCAAUUUGCCGUGGCCAUUGGAAGCCUUGCGGGUGAAACGAACCAGGCUGAGGGUAGCAUUGUCCUAAACGCAUCAGGGGCGGCACUGAACGCGGCGAGCGCGGGCAAUUAUAAGAUGGCGGCCUUGAUCAUCUUUGCGAUGAUAUUUUUGCUACUCGUGGUGGUUGGCGUAGUCUGUGCACUCGUAUAUUUUACGUCCACCACUGACGACACGACCACAGCCACAACCGAAACAGCGACUACGGUCAGCACGGCCGCAGACUCUACUACUGGAGCCCUGACUAACCGAUCAUGUACUACUACUAGUGGUGGGAGUGGCAAUCGUCAAAUGCCGCGCCUUGGGCUCGGUGUGUACGCUGGACAAGAGGCCAAGGGACUGGAUGUGGGCUUUGAGUGGAGAUACUACACCAUGGCCGAGCUCAGCAGCCCCACGAGCAGGGGCGAGUACAACUGGACGACACUGGAAAAGGAUCUGGUAGGCGCCAAGUCCCGUGGCCGGCCAAUGGUCGUGCGGAUCCAGGACCAGAGUGGCACCAACUCUGGUGACGACCAAAAGUCUUUACUGCCCCCGUACGUGAGCCAGCCGAACAAGGUGCUGUUCGGCAGCUCAAAGUUUGUGGGUGUGGACUGGUCGUCCACGGACGUGCAGCAGUUUGAGCUCGACUGUUUCACGGCGUUCGCGGCCAAGUUCGAUAAGGACACGCGGAUAGCGUACUUGCAAGCGGGCUGGGGGUUCUGGAGCGAGAGCCACCUGUACCACGACGGCACCGACUAUAUCAAGCACGGGGUCAACUAUCCUUCAAAAGAGUACCAGGCCAAGUUUGUGGACCACCUGGCCGGCCUGUUCAAGUGUCUGACGUUUUCGUUCAGCAUUGACGGCGCGCUCAGCGGACUGCCCCUGGAUGAUUUGAGGUACGGGGUCUUUAACGACUCGUUGACGGCCAAGGGGAGUAGUAGCCAGGACACGUACUAUGAGCAGCUCAACUUUGCAGAGCGCAACAAGACCCGGCCAAGCGGCGGCGAGUUCCUCGACUUGAUCAAGACGCCGUUUGGGGAUGCGGCGCUCCUGGAACGCGUCAAAAAGUACAAUGUGCAGUACGUGUUUGCGAACCAGCAGCGCGAGGACUCGAACUGGGACCAGGCCGUGGCGGCCGUGAUACAGGCAUGA